This is a messenger RNA of Ostreobium quekettii, 1893 nucleotides long. NCBI's taxonomy places the organism in Eukaryota, Viridiplantae, Chlorophyta, Ulvophyceae, Bryopsidales, Ostreobiaceae. The record is from the annotation of a GenBank genome assembly.
AUGGCGGGCAACUCCGCGAGCCUGUCGAGCAUCACCGGGGGCGGGCUCACGUCCGGGUCGCAGGGCGGCGACAGCGGGGAUGAGCCGUGGGGCGACAGGGAGUGGGUGCGGGAGGCGGUAGAUAGGCUGGGGGCCGUCACGCCCACCAACCUGGACGCGCUGGACGACGUCAAGCGCCAGCUGCGGGGCUCCACCAGGCUCCACUUCGACUUCACGCAGUGCGGGGGCAUCAAGGCUCUUCAAGGGCUAUUGGCCAAGGGGAACAGCAUCAUACAAAUGAAGUGCAUGGUGUCUCUGGAGGCGCUUGCUGCGAACGAAGACGUGAGGUCAAGUUUCAGGGAAACGGGAGUUGUCGAAUUUAUACUGCGCCUCAUUCAAUCGAGUGCCAGAAAACCCCAUUCCAAACGGAGACAUUCUGGUGGGGAAAUAAUCAGACUACUAGCAGGUUGCCAGCCACGCUGCGGCACUCCACUGAACAGCCGGUGCACUAGUGACAUGCGGCGUGUGGGUGGACCCUCUGUCCCGGAGGCCAUGUUCCAGGUGGAGUGUUUGAGGGAGCGACCCCUGCCGUUGUGGUACCACACCUCCAACUCCAUACUCCCCUGGGGCACGGAGGCUGUGGCAUGUCUUGUGGACAUCCUCAUGGCCAAUGUGGGCGACCGAAUUCAGGAAGCUGCUGAGCACAUCAUAAAAAAAAUUUUGCAUGUUAGCCAAUUCACAGCCCACAUCAUAAUCGAGAAGAGGGACAUUGCUGCACUGGUGGAAUUGGUAACCGUGGUGAAUCCCACUGCGGUGCUGGGCAUGAAGGUGCUCACCUUCUUGUGCAUUAUGCACCCCUCCAACGAGGUGACCUUUGUGCGCACGGGGGGCCUGACAGCCAUGGUCCAGGCCAUGCGGGCAGAUGCACUGAGUGGCACAGUUUGCGGGGAGAUGGCCGCAUGGUCCACAGCAUAUUUUGGCUCCAAGUCAGUUGAGAAUGCCGAACGGCUCCUGGAAAUGGGGGUGGCAGACGUGCUGGUGGAGAUGCUGCAGUCCACGGACUACUGCUCCCGAGAAGCUGCCGCAAGGGCAAUGCUUUGCACUCUACAGUCCAUGGCGCAGGCCGGAAGCGAUGGAAGGAUCAUGUUCUGUGAAGCCAAUGCCAUUCCAGCUAUACUAGGGGUCGUUCAGGAUGGAGGGUACCACUCUCGGCAACAAGAAGUGCUCUUGGACCUCAUCAGGAUAGCAUCCGAGUUUGCGAGGGUGGAGGAGUACAGGAAGGAGAUGCUCCGUGCUGGUGCGCCAGAAACCAUGAACGAGGGCCUCACAGGCUGCAGUGCGGCUGUCCUGGAUGCUUCAAAGAAGCUGCAGAAGCUGCUUAUGCCCAACAGAGUGCUCAGACCCAGACAGUGGCCUUCACAGCCGAUGUUCCAGCCACCAGAGAGUUGGAUGGGAGAUGGCUGUGGCGGAAGAUUGCUGCAAAGUGUAUCAUUGUGCUUUCGGAGGAGCGAAUCUUAUCGCAUCCAUGACGCAGAUGCUGUUGCAGCAAACGCCCUAGCUGGAGCUCCCCUGGAUUUAUGCCAUUGGUCGAGCCAGCCGGUUGAAGAAGUACCCCAAAUAAGAACCAGAAACCGAAUGGAAUGGGUGGAGUACGCCUGGGAAGACAGUCCCCGCGGGCGGGAAAACCUGGACACCAUCGACGAGCACCAAGUCUCCAACAGCGGGCUGACGGAUGUCAUGAGGACGGCCCUGUACAGCGAGACGUCUCCGCCCACCCGCCGUGGGAUAGGACGCCACUCGCUGGAGCCGCGGGUCCAUCAGGAGGGGUUCAAGGGGCCCAGCUCCGCCAGCUUGACGGGAAGGUCCACCUCAGGCAGUCAAUCCGACCUGUUCGCAAGCGACGACUUUGUCUGA